Messenger RNA from Seminavis robusta, 1283 nucleotides. Lineage: Eukaryota; Bacillariophyta; Bacillariophyceae; Naviculales; Naviculaceae. The record is from the annotation of a GenBank genome assembly.
CACAAACCUUCUUUUUCUCUUUGCAAGGAAACAAAGACCACAAUGGACGCUGAGGAAUCAUUUCAAGCAGAGGGUUCUGGUGCACCGGAAAGUCCCGAUCCAGUAGCCAAAAGGGAGGAAGGAGAAGAGGCUCUGCUAACGGAUGAAAAUGAAGAGGGUAUUCCGUUGGAAGACGUAGAUCGAGUUGGACGCCGUGUCGAACUGGCACUCUGUGUGCUCUAUGUUGUGGUGGUGAUGGUAAUCUUCCAAGGUCCAUUGAAUAUAGAGCCUACCGAACGUCCUAUACCAGUGCAAUAUCUGGAAUCUACUGGUGAUUAUAUUCGAAACCUGAGUCUUGAUGCAGAACACAAUGGAGAGACCAUUUCGGAUUUUGUCCUGAUUCUCUGUGGAGUGCUGCUUCCACUCAUCUUCCAGCUGAUUUUGGGAUAUGUUGUCCAUCGGCAUUCGGAUGCUCUGAAAGGAAUCCAAGAUCGCCAUUGCACACUGUGUGCCUACUUUACCUCUUUUGCCAGCAAUCUCAUGGUCACCGAGUUGCUCAAGGCAUAUUGUGGGUCUCUGAGACCUCUUUAUUACUACCUUUGCCAGCCCGACGAGAAGUACGAAGUAUGCUUGCAAGAAAGUGGAAGUUUGGCCCGAGAUGCUCGCAAGUCAUUUCCAUCGGGUCAUGCCAGCAUUUCGUUUAGUGGCCUUGUAUUGCUGACUCUGUACCUGAACCAAAAAUACGGGACUGACAGUCUGCGCAACAACAAUCCUCCACCACAAGUGGAGUAUUACCGAGCCGUUCGCAAAGCCCGUUGUAUGUCACUGGUCGCGUUGUUACCCAUGGCAUUGGCUCUGUUCUUUUCCUCCUCUCGGCUCCACGACAAUGAACAUUUUGCGGGUGAUGUGGUGGGGGGAGCAGUCAUUGGUUUUGCCAUUGGCUACUACUUCCAUACCAACAUUUGGUUCUGUCGGGGAUAUCAGUGAGUGGUUAUUUCAAUCAGCAAAAGAUGAGCGAAUCAUGCUUACAGGUGAACGAAUGAUGUGCCGCCAUCGUUGUACAUGAAAAUAUGGGACAGCCAAUACUGGAAUUGAUCCUGCCGAAACAAGGUUUUGACGGCGGCACUACCCCUUGGAAGCAGCAGGGGAUACAAAAUGCUUCAUAUUGGAAAAAGCAACAAUCUGGGCAGAUAGCAUUGCGGAUCUUGAGCUGUUCUUUGAGCUGUACAAACGCAAAACGCAUGGACUCAUCCGUAAGGUCUUCCCGUAGCUAUUAAUUAUUACCGUAGCAGCAACUAUGAUUG